AUGGGAAGUACUAUGAGGUUGUCCUUGCGGAUGGAACAGGACGCCGCGCUGACGCGGCAGAGCGAACUGGAGGAGCGCUUGCGGAAGACAGAGGCACAGUUGGACGCACUGGUGCAGUGGAAGGGGUUUCCAAAGGCCUGGGGUGGAGUUGGUGGAGUAGUCCUCAAGCUAGGCGUUUGGGGCACCGGACAUGAAGCGAAGGCGACUCGAGGCGACUCGGUGCGAUAUACGAAGACACCAGGGUCCAAAGAGGAGAAGGCCGAGAGCCCAUAUCGACAGCAAGGCGAAACGGCGCUGCAAGUCGCCUCGGAGCUCAUGCGGCGCCUCAGCGCCGAGGAGAACGGAAGUGGAGGGCAGGAGCGCAUGGAUGCCUUGAUUGCCGAAAGCCAUCAGACCUCCAGCGGGCCUGGGCCCACGAAGCGGUCGCCCCACGCGCUGGAUCCGGCGGGCCCCAAAAAGGUACCCGAACGGCACACCUCUCCUGAGCUGCUGGCGCUGCCGGCGCCCCCCACGCCGAAGGUCCGAAACGGCAGGCGCCGGCCGCAAUUCGCUUCGGCCUCGGCAGCCCACACAGUGGCCAAGGCGGCCCAGGCGGAGGCUGAGGCACGGCAGACGCGGAUUCGACAGCUGCAACAGGAGCUGGUGCGGCAGCGGGAAGCUUUGGCUUCCAAGCGGAGAGCUCCGGAGGACUCUGGGAUGGCCCCGGAGUCUCGUCCCACCGAGGGAGAGGAUCGCCGUCGUUCUGCCUUGCAACUGCCGCAGGAAGAGCGGCAGAUGGGAGAAGCAGAGAUUCAUGGGGAGCAGGCGCUGUUGUUCCCUCGCCCCAAGAGACGUGCACGGGAGGAGCGGCUGCACGAGUUCCUGCAGGCCGAGGUGGUGUUCUUCGCCUCGCGGGAGCCGAUGCUCGGGAAGAGCAUCACGCUGCGGCAGAUCUUGGAUGCCAAGACUCCUGAACAAGCGGCCAACUUGGCCUACAGGGAGCUCCCGAUCCGCUACGCGCAGCGCAUCUUGCAGAUCGAAGCCUUGCCGGAGUGGCAAGCCUCGAGGGAGCUGGUCGAGGUCCACCGCCUCUACUCUGAGAACUUCAAAGACAUCCGCCUCGUCGAGCUGGAUGUGAAGGAGCUCGAGCCCUUCACUGAAGUCAUUGAGACCAUCAAGGGGAGGAUGAAAGAAGUGAUUCCCAUGUUGGCGACAGCAAUGAGGAACUUGCAGUGGGCUGAUGGUUACUCUGAAGCUGCCAUUGUGCAGUGGCUGGAUGCCUUCUUCCUCUCUCGCAUUGGCACGGAGAUGCUGACCUCUCAGUACAUGGCCUCGGCCAAGCCGGACGCCGUGGCACUGCGCAGGCGCCGCGUGGGGGUGGUGGACUUCGCCUGCGACCCGGUGAACAUCUGCGAACAGGCGGCCAGGCAUGCCCGGAAGCUGGUGAAACAGCACUACGACGAGUCCGCAGAUGUGGAAAUCGUCGUUGAGAGUGGCGUGGGCGGGAAGUCGAGCUUUGAGAUUGAGAGCCGCAUCCGGUUCCCCUAUGUGCCCAACUAUUUGUUCUACAUCAUGGUGGAGCUGCUGAAGAACAGCGCUCGUGCCACAGUAGAGGCUCAGCAGGAGAACCCUGGCCAGAGGCGGCCCAUCGUCAUCACCGUGGGGGCCGAUCGCCGCGAGGUGGCCAUCCGUGUGUGGGACCAAGCAGGAGGGAUUCCCUUCCAUGCGGCGGAGAAGGUCUGGUCUUACAUGUACUCCACUGCUUCGAAGGCUGCCCGGGAGUUUGAUGAGCAAGGGACACCCCUAGCAGGUUAUGGAGUCGGUUUGCCACUGAGCAGGCUCUAUGCCAGGUACUUGGGAGGAGCCUUGUAUUUGCAGUCGAUGCCGGGUGUGGGUACGUGCGCAUACCUCUACCUCAAACGUUUGGAAAGUGAGGCUCGGGAGGAACUGCCCGAGAGGAGCUCGGUGAGUAGCUGCAGCCUGGUCUAG
Molecule: messenger RNA, 1968 nt
Organism: Durusdinium trenchii
Lineage: Eukaryota; Dinophyceae; Suessiales; Symbiodiniaceae
Source: the annotation of a GenBank genome assembly